AUAUCUACCUUGGAUAAUAGCUUGAAAGAGAUCUUCUGGCUCCUAGAUAUACAGAGCACUACUCCUAUUAAUCCCGCAAUCCUUGCUGAUGAUGGCCCAUGGGAGGCUAGUAGUCAGUGUCAGCUAGUUCUAGGAUGCGACAGUACUAUUAUUUCAGAGAUAAUCUAUCUAUAUCUAGAACCUCUACCUGUUCUUCACAAUGUAGCUUAG
Messenger RNA from Aspergillus novofumigatus IBT 16806, 210 nucleotides. RefSeq lists its product as uncharacterized. The transcript has a single exon. The annotation marks the transcript as partial. The record is from RefSeq and is a predicted model, not a curated record. NCBI's taxonomy places the organism in Eukaryota, Fungi, Ascomycota, Eurotiomycetes, Eurotiales, Aspergillaceae.